UAGACCGGAGCUGCUCAGCCUCAGUCAGUCGGACUGUCAUCAUGGAGGAGCUGCAGACGCCCGGAGCAGCCGAGUGAAGAGGACAACAAGACGCCACAUCCCAUCUCCGUACCACCUGCUGUUGUCUGAAAUCGGUGAUCACUCCACUGAAGACACCCGAGGAGGUGCGGGGGACAGCGGACAAGAUGAAGCAUUUUCUCAGAGUGGUGACCCAGUUCUUCGUGUUCCUCUACUGUAAAUGUCUGUGGCGGGGCCUCAAGUUUGUCGCCAGGAAGUUUACAGGCCGCUGCGAGCUGCAGCGCAUCUGCUACAACAACAAGCAUGGCGCCCGCAGGACCCUUAAGAUAGAGUCAUCUCUGCGGUACUCAAAGAAUGAGCUGCUGCAGUCUGCCCUCAGCGUCCAUCCCGACAAAGUGGAGAAGACUAUCGACGACAUCAUGGCCUUGAAGAAGAUCAACCCUGACACCAACCCACAGCUGGGCAUCUCUCUUCAGGCCAGCCUGCUGCAGAUCGUGGGCUACAGGAGCCUGGUGGCCGAGGUGGAGAAGCUGCGCAGGGAGCCAUACGACUGUGAAAACUCCGAGCACGAGGAGAUGCUGAUGAAGCUGUGGAAGGAGCUGCGUCCUGACACACCUCUCACCGGCCGCAUCUCUAAACAGUGGUGUGAGAUCGGCUUCCAAGGCAGCGAUCCAAAGACUGAUUUCAGAGGCAUGGGUCUACUGGGCCUGCACAACCUGCUGUAUUUCGCAGAACACGACAAGGCCACCGCUCUCCAGAUGCUCCACGACUCCCUGCAACCAAAGCACAAUGAGAUAAACAACCCUGAAUGGGAGCAGAAGAACAUAGACAAAGCUAUCGGGUACUCUUUUGCCAUUGUGGGCAUCAACAUCACAGACCUGGCCUUCUCUCUGCUGGUGAGUGGAGCUCUGAAGACCCACCUGUACAACGUGGCCCCAGAGAUGCCCAGCCUGCUGCAGUUCCAGCAGACCUUCUGUUACCUGAUGCAGGAGUUCCACCGCUUCUGGAUCGAGGAGGAUCCCAGCGACAUCAUGGAGUUCAACCGGGUCCGCGCAAAGUUCCACCGGAGGAUCCUGCGACAGCUGAAGAACCCGGACAUGGCUCUGUGUCCCCACUUCUCCGCCUCCGACCUCCACCUGGUCAACCUUUAAACACACACACACACACACCCCCCUGAGCCUCCCCUUGACCCCCUCACUCACCCUCAGAGGUCUCCCCCCCGGAUGCCUGGCAGGCUGACUAAAAAUCAGAAAACCCCUUUCAGCUGGACGCAUCUGGGGAGACUCUCUUCCUCUCCCCUCUCAGCCCACCUUGUCCCAGCUAACGUCAUGUCGCGUCACUGCCAAAAGCUCACUGCACACACACGUACACACACACACACACACAUACGUACACAUACACACACACACUGCCUCUACGCCCUCACUGCAGCGUUAGACCACCAGCAUCAGAGAUGACCAUAGCGAUUGUAGCUGUGCAUGAGGAGGCUGCACCACACCAUCACCGACUCAUCGUUAUCUGUUGCUUUAAUGAUUCAUGAUGAUUGUAUCACAGCCGUUACACCUCAGUUAACUACCCCGUGCUUUUACUCAUAACAAACCAAACUUACUUUCUCAGCCAAAACAAACAAACAAAAAAAAAAUCCCUUUUAGAUCGCGUCAGUUCAGAAUAUUUUGGCAAUUAGCUGGUCGAGCUUUCAGACACGAACGAACAAUAUUUUGUAUUCAAAAUGAAGAGUUAAAAAUAUAUAUAUAUAAUGUACGUUUAAAAUGAAAGUAAUGUUUCUGGCGCAGAUUCAAUCAAAAGCUAUCAAGCGAUAAAGGGCCGGGUCAUCUCUGAGCGUAGAUCAUUGACAGAGAUUGUACUGUACUUUUUAUGUCAACACGACGUUAACACCUAAGACUUCUCCUUGCCAAAAUAUCGAAUGUGGAGAACUUAAAAUCACAGCAGCAGUUUGUUUUCUUGUGAGCGCCAAUGUAAGUUUUGUAAACCUGUUGAAAGACGUUCACUUAUAUUUCAGUACAACGCAGCUUGGAUACUAACAGAGCUCCGUCUCUUACCAUGAAUUUUUUUCGUUUACUCGUCCAGAAAAAAGAGUUUAAAAAAUAUAUUCUGAACAUUUUUUUCCAGGUUUGCAAACACUUUUUUUUUUCUUGCCUUUGUUUUGGACCCCAUGCAGAGAUUCUGUUUACGAAUGUUCCUCACACGCUCACAUUCAUGAUUGUUUGAUUCUAUUUUAAUCCAUUGAAUGUGACACUGUGUCCACUGUUGUAUCAGCCAAAGCAAUAAUUUACAUUCAUUACACUGCACGUUCCUUUAAGUGUAUUGAUUUGCACCACGUGUGCCUGAGUAAUUUGUUUUUGUUUCUCACUCAGAGCUGGAAUGAUAAUUAAUUAGUUCGCUGCUACAUGUGGCGCUUUGAUCGAGGUAAAAUAUCACCGCAUUACAUUUGAGACAUUAGUGUGAUUACGGCAUUUAACGGCAUCCAAAUUUGGCAGGAAUUGCUGCAGAAAACGUGUUUGUCCUUUUAAAGCCAAAGACAUCGAGGACUGGAGGAUUUGACAGGAAGCAGUUUGGAGUUUGCGGAGAAUGUUGUCUCAGUGUAGUCUUAUUUAGAAAUGCUACAUGAAGCAGCUUUAAGAAGCAUACAUGAUCAUCUCUUUCAAAAGCAACAACCAGAGAUAUAAGACAGAAAAAUGUAGCGCUGCUCCACAGAGAAUGAAUGAGGCGUUUAAUAACGCUACAGAAGAGAGCUGGGAGUGAAAAUGUGAAACGCUGAUGAUGGAGGCGUUGAUCGGCCAGUCGACGCACCAGCAGCAGAGCCUGUCGCUGUCAAACCGAACAAUCAUUCAAGGGCAAGAGCUCCGUACCUCACUGUCAGCUCCCUACUGUGGACUACAUGAAUAUUUUAUCAGUUAAUUUCUUUGCUUUACCUUUAUUUUACCCAGAGAGCCCCACUAAGAUUAAAUGUGGGGGUACACAAUUCUGGUUUUUGCAGAUAGGUUGAUAUGUUCCAGCUCAUUCUGGCCAAUUGUCAAUGCCAAAAAUAUGUACGUAUAAUUACCACCUGAUUGCAGACAUCAGUUCUCUUCUGUUAUGAUGCCUCCUCCCGUUGUGAUUGUUUUGGCAGAUGCAGACAUCAACGCUUUACAAACCGUGACACUCACAGGGAAAAAUAAGGAAACCGCUUAGUCAGCGGUUUGUGUUUGCAUGCGCAUACUUUAGGCGUCAUCCUACAGGCCUGUUGUAGCAACUCAUUUCGCGCUGAUGCCGAUGUUUCCUUUUAAAAUCAUUAUCAGCCAUUAUCAGUAUUGUGCAUCCCUGAUCAGAAAACUGUUAGGGCGUCCUGACCAAGACGACCUGCAGUAUCAGUGAGUCACAGGUCAAAUAUGAAAUACAAAUAUAUCAAAAUAUUUCAAAAAAUCUAUGAAAACAGAGCAUAAAUCCAUAGAAAAUCACCAUAUGGCUUAAUGAAUUAUACUGAAACAACCCUUAAAUUGUCUGAAAUCAAUUAAAGUGCACCAUGCACUAUUUUUUUUUUGGGGGGGGGGGGCUAUAAAAAGACACUGCUGAAGCCAACAUAACUUUUUGAUAUACUACAGAGCCAAAUGUUCACAUUUGUAUUCAUAAACACGGCAACAUUGGCUUGAUUUUGAGUUAUUGGUGGAGUGAAAUAAAAAAAGAGCACAUUGCCCCUCUGCAAGUCCUGCAGUUCAAGGUGAAGUAACCAAGAACAAAAAGUGUACACAGUGCACUUUUAAAACAUACCCAUCAGACAUUAUCAAACAAUAAAUCAGUGAAACUUCUAAGCAUCUAAAUUCUAAGAUAACGACCUUAAGAGGACAUAAUCUCCAAAACUGCCCUCUGACGUAGUGUCUGUGUGGUAAGAGAUGCUGCAUGUGUAGAAGCAUCAGUAGCCAAAGUCUUUUUUCACAAUCUAUUAGAAUUUUAUCAUCUGGAACUCAGUAUUUCUGGAAUUAAUUUCUGCUAUGGCCAUCAAAAGCUCUGUCAUUCUUUCGUCACCUCUCUAUAUAGUUGUAAUAGUGAUAGUAGUAGUUUGUGUUGUCAGUGGGGGGGGGGGUCUGCUGUUUCAAUGUCGGAUUCAAAUGGUGUGAUCGUGCACGAGGGAGACAGCACCCGGUUUUUAGAAUAUAAAGAGCAUUAACAGAAGCAACACGUUGAUUUCUUUUCUCUUGUUUUAUUGCAGCCAUUUUUAUUUUUUAGCAGUAAAGGUAGAAUAACAGUAAAGUUUGGAAAAAUAACUUCCUUGUCAAUUCUGACCCCCUGCUGGUAAGCCACUGCAGUAAAUGACUCUCCAUCCAAGAACAUAGAAUACGCACACACAAAAAAAUCAUUGUCUCUGGAGCACCGUGUUGAUUAUUAUCUCAGCUCUGAGUCACUUUUAUUUUCCACUGACAGAGAAAUCAACAUAAGCCCAAACCUGACCGCUGUAUUUAACGUUCAUGAGCGCCGACAGCUCUGACAAACGUUCUCAUCACUAAACUGAAGAUGUGAGAUUCCGUUUUUACGGCCAUGCUUGCACUGUUGAUUGUGUUUUAAUAGUACUGGAUAUCUUUGUUCCAUUGAAGUGAUGCUUUCCGUCAGUAUUAUGCAGCUGUUUACUUCAGUGAAUGUCAGUGCUGGUUUCAUCUCCUGCUUGCAUUUUGUUUUGCUUUGCUAUGGUCAGCUUUGCACUAAUGUAAAAAAAGAAAAAAGAAAAAAAAAAUACAAUGCAGUUUACUUUAUGAUAAUAAACCAGUCAUUUGUGGUAUUAGGCUUAUAAGGGCCGGUGUGCCCCACGAUACUGUAGAUGAAGUUAGGUACAUGCUGCUGUAUAUUCUGCUUUGAAGCUGCCUAUAAGACCACACAAUCUGCAUGAGGAUGUUUUCAUUGACACUACUGAUACGGCACUCUGUAUUCUGCAGUCAGGCCUGAAGUACUUCUAGAUAUUGUAACCGUGUGCUUCAUUUGUCUGUGCUGUACUUUUUGAGACCACAAUAAAAAUUAAAUGUCAGGAAAAA
This is a messenger RNA of Acanthopagrus latus (yellowfin seabream), 5039 nucleotides long. RefSeq names its product ELMO/CED-12 domain containing 1 (gene elmod1). The transcript has 11 exons. The record is from RefSeq and is a predicted model, not a curated record. Gene Ontology annotation, molecular function: GTPase activator activity. Lineage: Eukaryota; Metazoa; Chordata; Actinopteri; Spariformes; Sparidae. Bases 186 to 1169 code for a protein of 327 amino acids.